This is a messenger RNA of Drosophila erecta, 8153 nucleotides long. RefSeq lists its product as uncharacterized. The record is from RefSeq and is a predicted model, not a curated record. The transcript is spliced from 9 exons. The coding region runs from base 876 to 5507 and encodes 1543 amino acids. Lineage: Eukaryota; Metazoa; Arthropoda; Insecta; Diptera; Drosophilidae. Gene Ontology annotation, biological process: membrane protein ectodomain proteolysis; Notch signaling pathway. Gene Ontology annotation, cellular component: plasma membrane. Gene Ontology annotation, molecular function: metalloendopeptidase activity.
GACAUUUUAACGGUCAAUACGUGGUGCGGUCACACUGCUUGGUGGAUGGUAAGGUGGUCGAAAAAAGUUGUUAAAAGCGCAGAAAAAGCAAUUGUAAUGCAAGUGCUCCAGUGACUGAAAAGUAAGCAGCCAAGCAAAUAAGUUAAUUAAAGCUAAGAUCAACCGAUCAGAAAAUCCAAAAACGGCACGGGAAGUCAUGAAAUUUGCUCGAUUUAGGCCUGGAUGAUUGGGCAGAAGAACAGGUUUUAGGCCGUGGCAACAACGAAAAAAAUAGAAAAAAACCUGCGACUGGCUUAUACCAUUUACGCCAUUAACGGAGGUCGAUUGUUAUCCCUGUGUGUGUGCGUGGUGUGUGUUUUGUCCAAUAUAUUUGGCUAAAUUCCGCAAAUCCAAUUAACGCAAACGGGAAAAAAGAGUGCAACAAUUUGUGGCUAAUUGAAUUUUACGUGUAUUUUAUUUUGGUUUGCGACCAGCGCAACAACAACAGCGAGCAGCGAGUAGAAAGAGAGGGUAGAGCAGUGAAAAGAGAGGGGGUUUUUUUUGGCCAAAUCCAAAGCUCAGGUAGAAUACACACACACACACGGGCACACUUGUAUGUUUGUUGGGCAAAAACAAUAAUUAUCCAAUUAAACGGUUGUCAAAGAAUGCAUUUAAUUUCAUUGGCCAAUAAGUCUGCGAGAUAGGGAGAUUCUCAACUCUCCACUCCUCCAGUUCCCGCGGAGAUGUCACCGAUUGGAGCCACUUCCUCGCAGCGAAUCCCACAGCAAUAACAUAUAACGAAUAACAAAUGAUGUGAUGCAGCAGCAGGGGUCGAGUUCGGAAUACACAACCUUCGAGUAGUCCAGGCCACCUAGAAUUACCCGGAUCGCACCACGAUGGGCUGGCUGCUGGGCCUCUUCGGGCUCCAGGUCCUGUUCCUCUGGCUCCUGUGGCUGCCCGGCGAGAUCCUGGCCAUUCCCACGCCGCUCAAGCUGCCAGGCUACACCCACAGGCUGACGCCCUACAUCAAGCACUGGGAGGCGGCGAACUUCGAUCGCCAGGUGCUGCAGGCGGCGCAGGUCAGGCACCUGGAGCAGGCUCGCUUCCGGCAGAAGAGAGAGGUGACCACCUCGGCGAGUGGACUGGCGCACACCAUCCGCUUGAAUUUCUCCGCCCACGACAGAGAUUUCCGCCUGGUGCUGCGUCAACAGCCGCACUCGGUGUUCGCCCACGACGUGGAGAUCGAGAACACUCUGGGCCCCAUCGACUACGAUGUGUCGCGCAUUUAUACGGGCAGCCUGGAGGACGACGAGGCGGCCCACGUCCAGGCGAUCCUCACCAGCGACAACCUGUUGGACGGCACGAUAGAGACUCAGGCGGAGCACUACUACAUCGAGCCGGCGCACCGGUAUUCCCAGCAGCUGGCCGAGAGCGGUGUCCACAGCAUAGUCUAUAAGUUAAGUGAUGUAAAUAUGCAGAAGCAGCAGUUCACCGGCGGAGGACUCAACUCCGCCACUCCCGCCAAGACGCACUGCGCCAGCGAGAAGCUGAGGAAGAAGCGCUGGCUGCCAGAGGAGCUGGCCAUGUCGGACGCUCCGGCGCCCACGUACAAUCGUAAUCCGCCCCUGCCGCUGGACUUGGAGGUGCCCUACAACGAUGACUUUCGCGUCCUUGCCUCCGAAGAGGACAAGAGCGAGGAGUCGCCGCGAAAGCACCCAACCACGUCCACAACCAGGAGCACUGUGCGCAGCACCGAGAGCUUCCUGGCCACGCUGACUAAGCCCACGUCGAACCGCAACAUACUUGUAAAUAACUACAAUCCCUCCAAUCUCGGCGAGGGAAGUCGCAGCUACAGCAGCGGCACCAACAAUGCCAACAGCAAUAGUAAUAACAAUAACAGCAACAACAACAACAGCAACAAUAAUAAUAAUGGUAAUAACAAUGUGCGGAAGUUGUACACAAAACACAAGAACAUUAUUGUGAGCACGUACAACCGACCCAUCGAACCGGAAUUCGGAACGCCCUACGAGGAACCGAAUAACAAUGGCACCCGCGAGCUGCCCAGUAACUUCUUCAAUGCCAACUGGACGACGCUCUUUCUGGGAAACAACAACAAUGGCAACGACCGCCCCAGCCACAAGACGCAUGUGGAGAUCAUCACCAAGAACGGAGCGACCAAGAAACCAAACAUCAUUGUGAACAACUACAAUCCGGAGAUUAUAUUUGCCCCCAAUCCGCACAAUCCCAGUUUCAAUAGCAUGCUGAUGACGAAUCUGCUGAGCGGAAGGGGUGGCGAGGACAUCCACAGCUCCCCCAGGCUGCUCUACGAUCGCAAGACCACCUGCAUGCUGUACCUGCAGGCGGAUCACACCUUCUUCCAGAAGAUGGGCUCGGACGAGGCGUCCAUAGAGGCCAUCACGCGGCAUGUGCAGCGGGCCAACACGAUCUACCGAAACACGGACUUCAACAACGAUGGGAAGCCGGACAACAUCACCUUUAUGAUCAAGCGCAUCAAGGUGCACAACAUGAACGCGAUGAAGGAUCCCAGCUACCGAUUCCCCGGCAACUACGGAGUGGAAAAGUUCCUGGAACUGUUUUCGGAGGAGGACUACGACGCCUUUUGCUUGGCCUACAUGUUCACCUACCGUGACUUCGAGAUGGGAACCUUGGGCUUGGCCUGGACGGGAGAUCUAAAGAAUGCCGGCGGAGUCUGCGAGAAAAAUGGUCAUUAUCGCGGGUCCCUUAAGUCACUCAAUACGGGAAUUGUCACUCUGUUGAACUAUGGAAAGCAUGUGCCACCGGCGGUCUCCCAUGUGACUUUGGCCCACGAAAUUGGCCACAACUUUGGAUCACCGCACGAUCCGGAGCAGUGUACCCCUGGUGGCGAGGAUGGCAACUUCAUCAUGUUCGCACGCGCCACUUCGGGCGACAAGAAGAACAACAACAAGUUCAGCACCUGCUCUCUGAAAUCAAUAGAACCCGUGCUGAAUGCCAAGGCACGUUCCAUGAAGGGCUGUUUCACAGAGCCGCAGUCAUCGAUUUGCGGCAAUGGCGUGGUGGAGCCGGGCGAGCAGUGCGACUGCGGAUGGGAGGAGGACUGCAAGGACUCGUGCUGCUUUCCCAUGUCAAGGCAACCGCGUCUGGAUGAAACUCCGUGCACUCUGACGCCGCAUGCCCGCUGCAGUCCCUCGCAAGGACCCUGCUGCACCACCGAUUGCAAACUGAAGUUCGGUGACAAGUGUCGGGAUGAUAACGGCUGCCGGGAUCCUUCAUUCUGCGAUGGGCGAGUGCCGCAGUGCCCUCCGUCGGUGAACAAACCCAACAAAACCAUCUGCAACAAGGAGUUCGUCUGCUACAUGGGCGACUGUACGGGUAGCAUUUGUUUGGCCUAUGGUCUGGAAUCGUGUCAGUGUAUUCCGGGACCCCAAGACGAUCGGAUCAAGUCAUGUGAGCUGUGUUGCAAGCUGCCAGGAGAGGACAGUCCCUGCCGCAGUUCCUUCGAGUGGAAUGAGGCGCCCUUCGAUGUGCCCGAUAUGUACUCCAAGCCUGGAACUCCCUGCAAUGAUUAUAAUGGAUACUGUGAUGUGUUUCAAAAGUGCAGAGAGGUGGAUCCCUCUGGACCACUGGCCACGUUGCGCAAGCUCCUGCUUUCCGAAGAGAGCAUCGCCAGCUUCAAGAAGUGGAUGCAGCACAACUGGUACACGGUAGCUUUAGCUGCUGUGGGCGUUAUCCUGCUCCUGGCGCUGAGCACAAAGCUGCUGGCGAAGCGGUCGAAUCUGAAGCUUAAGUCCGUCACCAUUAUACACAGCGCCACCACGGAGACAGUGCGUCUUCCGGAGAACAACAACGGCGUGAUAGUUCAUACAGCCGUGAGGACAAAGGUACCUUUCAAGAAGAAGGUUCGUGGCGAGCGAACCAAGAAGCCAGGAACGGGAACAGUAGCUGGAGCGGGAGUAACAGCCACUGCUGCAGCUGCCACCCGAAGUGCAGCCAAAAGCAGUGCCAAUCCGGAGCCAAAGAAGACCACUAGAAGCCAAGCGAUGGCCAAGAAGAAAUCCCUCGAGGAGGAGCCCAAGAAGUCCAGCAAGAAGAUGGGCAAGCACAUGAAGGAGAUCAUCGACUAUUCAAACCGCAACAACAACGGCGACGAUGCCUCCAACUUGUCGACCACCAAUAACCAUACCAACACCUUUGGCAAGGUGCAAAAGUGGCUGCUCGAAUCGCCCAUUGUGGCUCAACCAUUGUCCCACAUUGAGCACAGCUCUCGGGUUCGCAAGGUGAUGAGCAAAUCGCAAUCUACGCCAGAGAGACUGGUGCAAAAGACACCGCAGAAAACCAAGUCCAUGGGCAAUCUGUCCAACGAGAAGGUCAAACUGCAGGUGGUUUACAAGCCGCCCUUCAAGUUUUCCCUGAGAUUGUCCAAGAAACCGAAAGUGAAGACCCAUGUGGUGGGCGCAGGUGUAAGGCCAAAGAGAAGCCAAAAGACUAGUAACCGAACUGGGGGACAGUCCGCCUCAAAGGAAGUGUCUACGCGCGCCAAGAGGAGUGCCCUUCUGCUCUGCAACGAGGCGGAGGACGAUAACCAGAUCCUCACUCUCAACGAGCCCAACUACGAGACCUUGAAGCCACCAACGCCUCCACGUUCCAUGGAACAUUGCUACGAGAAUGUGGACAUGCAGGCAGAGGCCUCCAGCUCAAAGCCUAGUAGUAGCAGCAAAGUGGCUCCUAGCUCACAGAACAGAGCCAGCUUGGAGGUGACUCCUCCAGUUCCUGCCCAGAGGAACUCCUAUCGCAGGUCUAACUCCCUGUCCACCCAUAAUCCAUUUGCGGCCGCUCCUCGCCGGAGCAGCAGCAAGGCCAGCGGAUCGGUCAAUCUCACGCGGAACUUUGGCAGCACUCAGAAUCUGAUCAAUCUCAGCCAGAAUCUGUCCAAGAACAAGAAGCGCAGCAGUCUGAACCUGAAGGCAAGUGGUAGUGGAGCCACCAGAAGCGGGAAAGAUCCACCAACUAUGGCAGUCGCCUCGCCACAGAGACGUUCCUCGUCCAAUGCCAAUCUCCGCAGGGACAGCAGCGUGUCCUCCUCAAAGGCAGUGCCUGUUCCGCCCACAAGGAACUCGCGGAAUAGCUUUAGCAACAUUCCUAGGGCCAGUUUGGGAGGAGCAAACAGCAGUGUCGUCCCCAGCACUGGAGCACCUCCGCCCAGUUUCUCUCGCCAAUCUUCCAGCAGCACGGCCACCAGCAGCUCAUCCAUCACUCCAGGCCUAACCACCGGAGUGGCGUUGCAGCAAUCCGCCUCCACCAGCGCCAUGCAGCGUCACCCGCCCUCGCAGCCCACGAGAAGAAGCCUCCACAACUUCAGGACGCGCUCCACGGGCACAGGAGCUGCAACCGGAAAGCCAGGAGCAGCAGCCACUUCUGCAGCAGCAACAUCUGCAGGAGCCGCAGCCGCAGCAGCAUCGAACGAGAACAACGAGCUGCCUUCGGACCUGGAGGUGGUUGUGUCCGAUGUGGAGAACCUGGUUAGCUAAGGGCAGCUCUCCCGUUCCAGUUUCCAAAACCAACCAAGUGAAAGUGAUAAGUCUUAAUGUUAGUUAUACAAAUUGUCGCAUAGGUUUACUUGCAUAACACUGCCUUAAACUUGCCGUUUCUGCUGAAAAUGUGAAAUACCACGCCCACUCACACGAACAGACACUCAACCGCAUUCCACACGCCCAUAAAUCUCCCGACCAAGGCUCGCCCCAGCACCUCGAAUGCAUCACCACCCACUAGGGCACCCUAUCACCCACUGAUGCCACCGCAAUCCAAACCGCAGCCGCACUCACCGCACUUUGUACCUUCUACUGUUUACUGUUUACUGUUUGCAUUCUAGUUCCGGUUUCCAGAUUCGAUUGGACAGUUGGAUUAGAAGUUGAGAUAGAUGAAGAUGAGAUCUCACCAAUCCUUACCUAUUUGAUCGAAUCAUGAAAUGGAAACAGGGCAUAUGCUCGUAAUUCAAUGACGUUUUCUACUUAUCGAACCAAAACUAAAAGAGCUUUACAUAAAGCCAAAGUCCCAUUUCACAGAUACUCGAUUUCAGAACCAGUUGUAAGAAGAAAAUCGAAUUGAAAUACCUGAUCAUAUGCUCCCUCUUUACGUUUGCCUGAACUUGGUCUAUACUCUAAAUCUAUAGUUGUUUUCAAAACAGUAUUACUGCAUUGUUAUGUACCUACUAUACACUUUAACUGCCUAGGUUGCCUGCUCUUCAAGUUUCGAACAACGAUCACUACUCAUCUGAACUACGACGACACACAAAACAAUACAAGGUGCUAUUUUAGUAAGGAACUAAAACGAUGAAAUAUUAGCCGAGAACAUUUCAAAAUACUUUGCAUAUUUUCUGAAGAUCAAAACUAAGAUUAGAGAGAUUAGAGAGGAAUAAAGGAAUAGAGGAAGAUAGAGGUUGGUGUAGCUGGAGAUGUAGCAUAUAGGAAAAUAUAAAUGGGGAGCCGGGUAAAGUUGCAAAUAGCUGUACGGAUUAGAUACAAAGAUAACCAACGAUACUGUCAAUAAAUCAAAAGCAUCAUGCAUCGAAAGUAGGUCUUAGAGAACUCCCAGCCAGCCACAUAGGAAGUUAGCCACCCGAGCACUGACACUUAUCCACCCGAUCCCCUCGAGCACGGCACCUGUACACACGCAUCGAUCCCAUAGUGACACCCUUAGCAGCCCGUAGUGUACAUAGGAUAGCGAAUGGUCAUAGUUUUUAUAUGCAAUCCAGUUAGAGCAAUGAGAGCAAACAAUAAGGAGACACCCCACACCAAUCGAUAUUCAUAGCGCCUAGGAUAUAGAGUCACAUUCCGUAUCGAGCCACUGAGCAGCGGCUUCUGAGUUAGACACCAACAACACCCAACACCCAGCAUUAAGGAUCUUAGGCUAAGGACAACAAUUGAUAUUUGUAGCUAUAUGAACGUGUAGGAAAUCAAAGGCGUAUCAAGAGUAUAUACAUACAUCCAUGUGGGGCGUGCAAUAGCCAUUGCAACUGUACGAGCAUUUGGGUAUAUUUUUGUGGAAUAUACAAGAUACAGAUACAAGAUAGAAGCCAAAAGCUCAGCUCAAGAGACCCAGCACCCAGGAACCAUGACCCAUGACCCAGGACCCAUUACCCCACAACCGACCCAAAAUAUCGUAUAUAGACAGACAGACAGUUAACGCGUUGGCCAGUGAAGAAACCGGAAACGGAAAUAGUUAAAACGAGUACGCGACAAUCGCUUUGAAAUGCUUAACAUAAAGAUGAAUACUGAUAAACCCGAAGUCGAAGAGGAGUCUAGUUUCUACCUUGUCUCGACAGCAUAUUUCAAUACGAAACUAUACAAAAUAUGGCAGGCAAAAGAUGGAAACUUACCAAAAGAUAACACUAGGAAACACAAAGAUACACCGGAGUGGGAUAUGUUUUCCUAAUAGAUUUUAGUGAGUGCAAACCAAAUGGGAAGUACUUGGAGAUACUUCAGCUCAAACUGGAGAAGAGAAACCUAUAGGAUCAUGUACUCCCAUCCCGUGUAUUUCCAAAGGUCACAUUUUAUUAUCCAGUGUAUUAAAGAGAUGAAUUUUGCCAAUGUUUGUGUGUACUGUAUAUACUUAAAUGCAAAUGAUUAUUGUCUAAGCGAAAUGGAGCGAAGUAUUUUGAGCGUGACAAAAAGACUAUUUAGCGCGAAAAGAACAAUUUUUGUGUAUUGUACAUAAGGGAACCGAUUGAUUUUAAUCUAAAUAUACAUAAAUAUUAAUGUAAUUGUAAAACUGCAAACGAUUUUUAAAUCUGUAUGUGUAUUGUGUACCUCAAUUGUAAUUAAUUUUUAUACUUUUCAUGAGAUGGAUUAAUGCUAUUUUUUAUAAUUUAGCUAAAUGAAUGAUAAACACGUAUGUACGUCUCCCGAUUCCCCACGAAACCAUCGUCUACCCCUAGUUAAUGGCCAGUUUUAAAUGUUGUCCAAGACCGCAUCACCCAUCCAAGAACCUAAAUGAAUAAUAUGUAAUUUUGUCAAUUAAGAACGCGUAAAUGUCUUUAAGAAAUCGAAUGAAAAACAAACGAAAUUAAUUGAAUCGAACAAAACAGAAACCGAAGAGCAAAGAAGUGAAUACUAGCAUUUUACGAUUACAUUUUAACAUUUUUAAAGACAAGCGAACAAGAAGCACAUGUGUGACAA